This is a messenger RNA of Trichoderma virens Gv29-8, 996 nucleotides long. RefSeq names its product carbohydrate esterase family 5 protein. Gene Ontology annotation, molecular function: cutinase activity. Lineage: Eukaryota; Fungi; Ascomycota; Sordariomycetes; Hypocreales; Hypocreaceae. The record is from RefSeq and is a predicted model, not a curated record. Bases 59 to 805 code for a protein of 248 amino acids. Gene Ontology annotation, biological process: carbohydrate catabolic process. The transcript is spliced from 2 exons. Gene Ontology annotation, cellular component: extracellular region.
ACAAAGUGAAUUUUUAUUCUCUCAGUAUCGUAUCAUCUCUCAUCCAUCAGUGUGCAAGAUGCGGUCCCUUGCUAUUCUCGCUACCCUCCUGGCAGGUCAUGCAUUUGCAUACCCAAAACCAGUCCUUGAGUCUCCCGCUCGACGAGACUGGCCCACCAUCAACGAGUUCCUCACUGAGCUGGCAGAGAUUAUGCCUAUUGGGGAUACCGUCUCAGCUGCCUGUGACCUUAUCGGCGAUGCCGAAGACGUUGCUGCCGACCUCUUUGGCAUCUCCAAUACAGAGAAUGAUGCCUGUGGCGAUGUGACCGUCUUAUUUGCUCGCGGUACUUGCGAUCCUGGAAACGUUGGAGUCCUCGUUGGGCCUUUCUUCUUUAGAUCGCUUCAGACUGCACUCGGAAGCAAGACAGUUGGCGUCAAAGGAGUUCCGUAUCCUGCAAGCGUCCAAGGCUUCUUGUCUGGAUCAGUGCAACCAGGCAUUGACAUGGCCAACCAGAUCAAAUCUGUCCUCAGCAGCUGCCCCAACACAAAGCUCGUGCUUGGUGGCUACUCUCAAGGCAGCAUGGUCGUGCACAACGCAGCAACCCAUCUUGAUGCGGCGACAAUGUCCAAAAUCAGCGCCGUGGUUCUCUUUGGUGACCCAUAUGACGGCAGACCUGUGGCCAACUAUGACGCUUCAAAGGUUUUGGUUGUCUGCCAUGAUGGCGACAACAUUUGCCAGGGUGGAGAUUUCAUUCUGCUGCCGCAUUUGACGUAUGCCGAAGACGCAGAUACAGCAGCUGCUUUUGUAAAGCCACUUGUUUCUUAAAGUAUUCUUCCUGUAUGACACGUUUAUGAACACGACGCUAGGGACUGGAGGGUGUUAGUAUGGAAAAGGGAACCCUAAAAGUCAUCAAACGGUGUACAUGUAUAUAGCCGACCGCCUGAUGAUACUGUAUAUAAGCUAGCGUUUUGAGAUUUAUAGCCACUGUUGGAUGGAAAUAUUGACAACUGUUUCAU